GACGGCGGCGUUAAAACGCUGCGCCAUGUGCCGCGUCAUCUGACCGGCAGCGCGUUCAUCCAUCGCAGCGACUCAGUGCACAUUUUGAGACGCGCGACAGCAGGAGACUGAAGACUGGACCGAGACACAGCGAUCCUUGUCAGCAUCCGCAGCGCACCAUGAGGGAAAUUGUUCACCUCCAGGCCGGACAGUGCGGGAAUCAGAUCGGGGCGAAGUUCUGGGAGGUGAUAAGUGAUGAACAUGGCAUCGACCCCACCGGUAGUUACCAAGGAGACAGUGACCUGCAGCUGGAGAGGAUAAAUGUCUACUACAACGAGGCAUCAGGCAGCAAAUAUGUCCCUCGUGCCAUUCUGGUCGACCUCGAGCCAGGAACCAUGGACUCGGUGCGCUCCGGCCCAUUCGGACAACUGUUCAGGCCUGACAACUUUGUCUUUGGUCAAAGCGGAGCGGGAAACAACUGGGCCAAAGGUCACUACACCGAGGGCGCUGAGCUGGUGGACUCCGUGAUGGACGUGGUGAGGAAGGAGUCGGAGAACUGCGACUGCCUGCAGGGAUUUCAGCUCACCCACUCGCUGGGUGGAGGCACGGGUUCAGGAAUGGGCACACUGCUCAUCAGCAAGAUCCGCGAGGAGUACCCCGACCGCAUCAUGAACACCUUCAGCGUCAUGCCGUCCCCGAAGGUGUCCGACACCGUGGUGGAGCCUUACAACGCCACCCUCUCGGUCCACCAGCUGGUGGAGAACACGGACGAGACCUUCAGCAUUGACAAUGAGGCCCUGUACGACAUUUGCUUCCGCACCCUGAAGCUGACCACGCCCACCUACGGCGACCUCAAUCACCUGGUGUCCGCCACCAUGAGCGGCGUGACCACCUGUCUCCGCUUCCCCGGCCAGCUCAACGCUGACCUCCGUAAGCUGGCUGUCAACAUGGUGCCCUUCCCCCGCCUGCAUUUCUUCAUGCCGGGCUUCGCGCCGCUCACGAGCAGGGGCAGUCAGCAGUAUCGCGCCCUCUCCGUGCCGGAGCUCACGCAGCAAAUGUUCGACGCCAAGAACAUGAUGGCCGCCUGCGACCCUCGCCACGGGCGCUACCUCACGGUGGCAGCCAUCUUCCGCGGCCGCAUGUCAAUGAAGGAAGUGGACGAGCAGAUGUUAAACGUGCAGAACAAGAACAGCAGCUACUUUGUCGAAUGGAUUCCCAACAAUGUCAAGACGGCCGUCUGCGACAUCCCUCCCCGCGGCCUCAAAAUGUCCGCCACCUUCAUCGGGAACAGCACGGCCAUCCAGGAGCUGUUCAGAAGGAUCUCCGAGCAGUUCACGGCCAUGUUCCGCCGCAAGGCCUUCCUCCACUGGUACACGGGCGAGGGAAUGGACGAGAUGGAGUUCACGGAGGCCGAGAGCAACAUGAACGACCUGGUGUCCGAGUACCAGCAGUACCAGGACGCCACCGUUGAUGAGAUGGGCGAAUAUGAAGAAGAUGAGAUCGAGGACGAGGAAGACGUGCGUCACGAUGUUCGCCACUGAUUGAAAAACACUGAUACUCUGACUAUACUUGUUGUAAACAUAGCUGCUUAGCUACACUUAUUUCGCAGAUAGAUACACAGCUUAUUACCGACCGAGAGUUCGAGGGUCGUUACAACCUAAAAAAUAUGCAACGAUAGUAAUUGGUUUUCCAAGUCAUGCUUUGCCAAUGUAAAAAAUAAGUACAGUCUUGUUCCAAACGUAGUUUUGUAAAGUUUUCUUCAACAUGCAUUCAUUGUGUCAAUAAAUAUGAUCAAGAACAGA
Molecule: messenger RNA, 1781 nt
Organism: Gasterosteus aculeatus aculeatus (three-spined stickleback)
Lineage: Eukaryota; Metazoa; Chordata; Actinopteri; Perciformes; Gasterosteidae
Product: tubulin beta-2A chain
Biological process (GO): microtubule-based process
Cellular component (GO): microtubule
Molecular function (GO): GTP binding; GTPase activity; structural constituent of cytoskeleton
Source: RefSeq, a predicted model, not a curated record